AGCCUACAAGCUGUUGUCAUCAGUCCGCUUGUCCGUGACGUCAUCAGUGAGCGCUUGACUGUAAUGGCGUGUAGUUGUUGUCGUUGUUGUUGAUCAGUGAAACUGAACUAAAGCUCCUGAGAUUUAAUCUGGUUUAUAAAGAGAUUAUUUAGUGUAAUAAUCGCUGCACGAUGGCGGAUGAGGAUGGUGUGAGUGAGGGGAGGAAUUUCUUCAUGACUUACAGUGAUGAUGAAGACAGCAGCAGUGAGGAUGAGGAGAUAAACAGGAGGAAGAAGCUCCGGCUGGAGGAGAAUAAAGAUAAUAAAGCACCUUCAUCAGGAUCAGAUCAGAAGAAAACAGCUUUACCUAAACCUGAUGAUCUGUUUCAGUCAGUCAGUAAACCUGCGUUUCUCUACAAUCCUCUCAAUAAACAGAUCGACUGGGAGAGUCGCACAGUUAAAGCUCCUCAAGAGCCUGCAAGAGUGUUCAAGGUGUGGAAGAGCAACGCUGUUCCUCCUCCUCAGAGUUAUGAGGUGAAGGAGAAGAAAGGCGCCCCUCCUGGUAUGGACAUGGCCAUAAAGUGGUCCAGCGUUUACGAGGACAACGGAGACGAUGCUCCUCACCGCCAAGCUCGCUUCCUGCCAGACGAGGAGCAACCGCUGUCCGACGACGACGACGAUGAUGCCGAUAAGUCGAAGACCAAGUCGGCGAAGAAGUGUCAUGUGGAGACGUUCCAGCAGAAGGAGAAGAGGAAGAGGGAUCUGGGACAGGCUACAUCUGAUAAGAAUUUCGUAGAGGAGGAGAAGAGGAUCCUCAGACAGGGUCAGGAAUGAGAGAAGAAGGAACCUAAGCGUUUCCCAGAGACGCCGCCGGAUCCAUCAGAUACGUUUCCUCAAACAAAGCAGCUCUCGUGCUUCAUCUUUUCUUUGUAUUUUCGUGUUUGUGUGUUUUUGAUGGGUCAGAUUGGAGCAGGACACGUCGUCUACAAAGAUUCAGGUUCUUUUAUGGAGAAAGCAGAAUCCCAAAAUUCUGUUUAUCAGAGAAAAGCUUCAUUAAAUGAUGAACACAGCGGACAGAAGUUUUAUUUUGAUAAAAUCUAAAAAUAUUGUAACAUUUUAUUAUCGGUGCCCAUCAGCAUUACAGAUCUGCACAUCACAGUUCGGGGUUUCUUUUGUUGUAAAAUACAAAGUCCAUUACCAGAGAAGUUCUGUAAAAUUCAAUAAAAAGAGGAAUCUGUGGUGUG
Trichomycterus rosablanca is the source of this 1222-nucleotide messenger RNA. It is a transcript of the gene c19h1orf52, whose product is annotated as chromosome 19 C1orf52 homolog. The record is from RefSeq and is a predicted model, not a curated record. Lineage: Eukaryota; Metazoa; Chordata; Actinopteri; Siluriformes; Trichomycteridae. The transcript is spliced from 3 exons. Bases 171 to 812 code for a protein of 213 amino acids.